UGAUCUCACCCGCAACAAGCUGCCUUCAGAUUUGUUCAGAACCUUCUCACCAGAUUGAAUAGCCUUUCACAUAUUGCAGGCUGCUUCCCAAGCUAAACUAGUCAAGAUGAUGAUCAAAGUAGCUCUUGUGCUCUGUGCUAUUGUGGCAACCAGUAUAGUGUGCGCCAAGGAUUUUGAAGAGCAAGAUGCAUUGGACACCUUGUUGAAUCUGAUGCUCUCGGAGGAGGCUGCAUCUCCUGAUGACGCUGUGGCCUUGCAGAGCUGGUUCCACCACCAUCAUAUACAUCAUCAUUAUCAUCAUUUCAUACACCAUUAUGGCCUCCAUGUUGCACGGAACGUAUGCAGGGGGUUUGCUCAUUCUCCAGAAGAAGCUCGUGCUAAACUUCUGGCUGCGAUCCCAGAGAUGAAAGAAGAGGAUCUCAGCGAAGAGUAUCUUCGAUCGAUCUGUGCUGGUCACUACUUUGGCCGUUAGACUCGGAAGGGACCAUGAGGCAACAUCCGAGACACUUGAUGUUGAUUCUUCCUGAAGAAACAAUGAAAUAAAAGCAAGAAAUUGUCACCUUCCAUCGUGUUUUUGCAACUUCCUAAUAUAAUUAGAAUCUUCGUUAUCCCUCCUGUAUUGUUUAAUCCCUUAAACCUUGUUAAUCCUCUAAAAUGAAAUGAUGGUGAGUGGUUUUCAUUAUUAAUACAUAUUUUGCCUUUACUUCCAUGUAUCCAUUCAUUAUACAUCUUUCCAAGGUGUAUACAAAUAUGUAGGGUUACAAGUAUAACCAUUCUUAAAAUCUAGCGUAAUAAUAUACAUCUUUUCAUCAUAAGCUUCAAGUUAAAAAUAUUCUCCCGGUUUUGCUUUUUUCGCCCUAAAAAACAAUAAGACAUUGUAAGCAUGGUAUUAGGGGAAUAACUAAUAGUAUUAGAAAUAAUGCCGAUAAUAAAAUCACAUGAACAUGACAAACA
This is a messenger RNA of Strongylocentrotus purpuratus (purple sea urchin), 954 nucleotides long. Its product is annotated as centrocin 2-like. The transcript is spliced from 5 exons. The record is from RefSeq and is a predicted model, not a curated record. Lineage: Eukaryota; Metazoa; Echinodermata; Echinoidea; Camarodonta; Strongylocentrotidae. The coding region runs from base 107 to 472 and encodes 121 amino acids.